Melitaea cinxia (Glanville fritillary) is the source of this 774-nucleotide messenger RNA. RefSeq names its product gustatory receptor for sugar taste 64f-like. The record is from RefSeq and is a predicted model, not a curated record. Lineage: Eukaryota; Metazoa; Arthropoda; Insecta; Lepidoptera; Nymphalidae. The transcript is spliced from 6 exons. The coding region runs from base 1 to 621 and encodes 206 amino acids. Gene Ontology annotation, molecular function: taste receptor activity. Gene Ontology annotation, cellular component: membrane. Gene Ontology annotation, biological process: detection of chemical stimulus involved in sensory perception of taste; sensory perception of chemical stimulus.
AUGGCUCCAAAAGACUUACAGCCUGAACCGAAGGAUGAAUCGAAAAUCGAUGCACAACUUGAAUUUUUUCAAAGUUCAAUGAAAUAUUGCAUUAUAAGCGGUCAAUAUUUGGGUAUUUUUCCUUUCGUGAAUAUGACAGGAAGAGACGUCCAAAAUGAUGUACUAGCAUCUCAAUGGCGGGCCUUGCGUGAAGAUUACAACCGAGCAACCCUAUUGGUCCAUUUCUUUGAUGACGCCAUUAACAGUAUUAUCUUUGUUUUUACUGCGGUUGAUCUUUUUUAUGUGUGUUCUCAGCUUUAUUUCUUAAUUGGAUUUCUUAUUGGCUACGAAUAUUUAACAUAUCUAAUUAUUUCCGUAACUUUUUAUGUCAUACGGUUUUUUACGGCUUUGCUUGUUGCUGCAAAGAUCCAUACCGCCUCUAUUGAGCCUGUUUCAUCACUUUAUAAUGUUUCGACAUCGUCAUAUUGUAGUGAGGUGCAAAGGUUUAUUGAGAAAAUUAACAGCGAUACCGUAGCGUUGUCUGGACUCAACUUCUUCUAUAUAACGAGAGAAACGGUUCUUUCUUUGAUCGGAACCAUCGUGACGUACGAGCUGGUUUUGCUGCAGUUCAACAGAAAUUAGAAUGCAGAACGUAUUUUUACUAAAAUAAUUAAAAAUAUUUUUAGUGCUAUAACGUUUUCGUGUUCAAUUGUUUGCUUAACACAGAGUGAAUAUUUAAGCUUAUUUUGGAUUGACUUUGCGUGGAAAAUAAUUUUAAUAUAGAGAUGAAUAUUA